This is a messenger RNA of Cryptococcus amylolentus CBS 6039, 597 nucleotides long. RefSeq lists its product as hypothetical. The coding region runs from base 1 to 597 and encodes 198 amino acids. The transcript is spliced from 2 exons. NCBI's taxonomy places the organism in Eukaryota, Fungi, Basidiomycota, Tremellomycetes, Tremellales, Cryptococcaceae. The record is from RefSeq and is a predicted model, not a curated record.
AUGUCCCCCAACGCCCCACCCUAUCCGUCCCUCUCCCCAAGCCUAGGGGGAAGAUCAUCUUCCAGGUGUCAUACGUCCGAACCACAGGGCUCCCCGACUCCGGGCAUUUACCGGGUCACCCCAGAAUCCGACAGGCCUUCUCGUCCCUCUUCUUCGGCCAUCUACGACGCCACCAGGCUCCCUUCCACGCCCGAUCGACAAUACUCACCUACGACCGACAAAAUCCUCCAAGCCUUCUCCAUCUUCUUUGUCAGCCCACGACGACUUAAGGCCUAUACCUUUGACAGCCUCUUACUAGGCUACUGGAGGUCCUGUGGACUGGCUAGAACAGCCCUCUCGAGGGUCUUCUCCACGAGUUUCUCGGAGGAGAGGCAACGAGACGUGAACCCAGUAGUCGAUGCCGUCGGAGACCAAUCGAGUCAAGCUAGCAACUCUCCCGAGUCUGAACACUCAAUGAAAAGAAUGGAACAAGCGCCUGUCAGCCCGGAUGUCCAAGACCAAGUCUCGCACGAGCUGCUCAGGGACGCAAUGGCUAGCCUUCGCGCACGUCAUAUCCUCUAUGUGGAUGUGGAUGUGGGUGCUUCCCGACUGGGAUGA